Molecule: messenger RNA, 4698 nt
Organism: Fukomys damarensis (Damara mole-rat)
Lineage: Eukaryota; Metazoa; Chordata; Mammalia; Rodentia; Bathyergidae
Gene: Stoml1
Product: stomatin like 1
Exons: 7
Coding region: 377-1501 (374 amino acids)
Cellular component (GO): plasma membrane
Source: RefSeq, a predicted model, not a curated record
CGGGCCGGGGGGACUGCGGUACCCUCAGGCCCAGUCUCUGCUGGCCAGAAGGACUCGAUGUGCGGUGUACACAGAGCCCGUGGUGCCGCGCUCUCCUUGAAUCUCUCCUCACCACAUUUCUCUGUCAUGGCAGAGGCUUGCAGUUCCCUUAAGCACUGAAAGAAAUCCAGAUCUAGGUAGAGGAAGUGACCCUAAGGGCGUCUCCCUGUUGGCUGGUGAAGAUACACAGAGCAGAACCGCAGGUCUGCCGCUAUCUGUUGUGCCCACCCUGGCCCUGUCUUAUCCCAAAGCCUCCUGCAGUUCCUUUGGCCUACAGGCCAGAUAUGUCUCAGCCUGACCCUGGAGGAUUGGGGCCCUCCCUGCCGCUCUUGCUGGGAUGACUACCCUGUCCAAGGAUUCAACCUGCUUGGAAGAUGUGCCCCAGAGCUGGCCCUCCUGCCUCUGCCAUGGCCUCAUCAGCUUCCUGGGGUUCUUGCUGCUGCUGCUCACCUUCCCCAUUUCUGGCUGGUUUGCCCUGAAGAUCGUGCCCACCUAUGAGCGGAUGAUCGUGUUCCGCCUGGGCCGCAUCCGCACCCCCCAGGGGCCUGGCAUGGUUCUGCUCCUGCCCUUCAUCGACUCCUUUCAGAGGGUGGAUCUGCGGACACGAGCCUUCAAUGUCCCUCCUUGCAAGCUGGCCUCCAAGGACGGGGCUGUACUGUCUGUUGGGGCUGAUGUCCAGUUCCGCAUCUGGGACCCGGUGCUGUCGGUGAUGACCGUGAAGGACCUGAAUGCAGCCACGCGCAUGACGGCCCAGAAUGCCAUGACCAAGGCCUUGCUCCGGAGGCCUCUGCAGGAGAUCCAGAUAGAGAAGCCCAGGAUCAGCGAGCAGCUCCUGCUGGAGAUCAAUGAGGUGACCAGGGCCUGGGGGCUAGAGGUGGACCGUGUGGAGCUGGCGGUAGAGGCUGUGCUACAGCCUCCCCAGGACAGCCCAGCCGGGCCCAGCCUGGACAGCACCCUGCAGCACCUGGCCCUGCACCUGCUGGGUGGAGGCAUAAAUGCCAUGGUGGGAGGCGCACUGUCCCCAGGGCCAGCGCUGCCAGCCACCGCGGUGGACACCUUGGAGAUGGUGAAUGAGGUUGACCUGUCAGCUGCCCAUGCUGGGCCCUGGGACGGGUCCAGCGUGAAGCAGCUGGUGGCCGAGGGGCUGCUGACCGCCUUGCAGCCCUUCCUAUCUGAGGCCCUGGUUAGCCAGGUUGGCGCCUGCUACCAGUUCAACAUCAUCCUGCCUGGGGGUGCUCAGAGCAUCUACUUCCUGGACCUCACUACAGGGCGAGGCAGGGCAGGGCAUGGGGUUCCUGGGCACGUCCCCGACGUGGUGGUGGAGAUGGCUGAAGACGACCUGCGUGCCCUGCUGUGCCGGGAGCUGAGGCCCCUGGGUGCCUACAUGAGUGGGAGGCUGCAGGUGAAAGGGGACCUGGCUGUGGCCAUGAAGCUGGAGGCUGUGCUCCGGGCCCUGAAGUAGCAGCCACCAAGGGCCACCUGUAACCCAGCCUGAGCUGACCCUGGGCUGGUGGGCUUCUUGAAGGAGGCGGCUCCAGCCUGCAGCAAGGAUGGUGGAGGCCCAGCCAGGAGCUCCUGGCAGAGGUGGGAGAGACCCAGUGAGGCUGCUGUGCACAUCUCUUCUGUGGACAGGCCCUGUCCCUCCCCAUCUCCAGCCACGUGCCCAGCCCACUAGGAAGAGCCUGAUGUCACCGGGCCUGCAUGAGGGACUGAAGUGUGUGGGUUCAAGUCCCGCAGAGUGCGGAGAGGGCAGGCUGGCGGGUGGGAAGGCAGCAGGAAGAGGUUGCUGUGCCCCUCUCGACUGCAGUCCAGGUCCAUUCUGUGUGAGGACACAGGACGGCGGGGUGCCGUUGAUGAUGGUGCCCCAAGGUGAUUUGUCCCCCACUUCUGUGCCUGACCUGGGGCUCAGGGAAGCAUGCAGGGCCCUGAUCAUGCUUCUUCCAGGUUCUAGGCCUGUGACCAAUAAAUGUGGUGGUCAGUGUGGCCCAGAGCGUGGGGUGUUGGGUGGGCUUGGUGUCUGCACGGUGAUGACCUCGCUGAGCCCAGACGUGGGCCCUGGAGACAUUGCCGGUUCCUCCUGAGGGUCUCCAAGCCCCACAAAGGCAUGGAGGGGGGUGCCCUCUGUUCCUUUUUCCCCUCUUUUUUUGCUAUUUUUGAGCUAGCUAGGGUCUCAGUGUAUUGCCCAGGCUGGCCUUGAGCUCUGUGUCCCGCCUCCUCAACCUCUUGAGUGCUGGGAUUAUAGACCUGCACAUCCACACCUGGCUCCGUUCUUUAUAGUCGGGUACAGGUUUGCCAGCAAGUAGGGAUGUGUGGCGCCCCAGAGCUGGUCCCACAAACAUUGACCUGAUGACAUUUCGGUGAGGGGCUCCAGUCACCUUCAAGAGGAGUUGGGGCCAUGGCAGCUGCCCCAUCGCACACUCUGCUGCCCGAGGGGAGGGACGCAGGCACGGAGUCCGGGUCCUGGGCCCAGCAAGGACCUUUGCGUACCGCAGGGCUGAGCAGCAAGUCUUUCCUGGAGGGUUGGCAGGAAGAAAUAUGACACACAUGGCGGCCCAGCUUCCUUGUGGAGGAGCAGCCCCCAGCUGCCCUGUGACUUGGGCCUGUCCCUUGGCCCAGGCCACUUCUAGUUCACUGGUUGUCCUUGCCAGUGCCGGACUCUACCUGUCACUCCUGUAGGUCCUAGCUCAGCUUGGGCCACCUCCCUUAGGCCCUGUUGCUGUGCCCUGGUACUUGGGGUUCACCUUGGGGUCCUGGCCACUCUGCUUCUCCAGGGACCUCUUCCAGGCCUCUCCUCCAGUCCCAACCCGCCACAUGGCCACUUUGAGGCCCAGCAGGGCUGUCCUUGGCUGAGCACCCCUCUUCCUGCAGUCACCGUGCCUGGUCCCACUACCUGCCCCAUUCCUGCUGGGCUGCAAGCCCAAUGCCUUGGUCACCAUAGCUGCCCUCCAAGGCUGCUAUCCAUGGAACCCAAGGCAUCUCUGAGAGCCUGUGCUGUCCCUCCCCUGUCACCCUGGGGUGGGAAACAAACUCCCAGACCUUCAGAUGUGAGAAGAUCAGAGCUUUUAAGAGAAAGUGAAACUCCUGUGAAUCUGUGUGGGUGGAGAUAGAGGCCUGUAUCUGCUAUUAACACCCCACCAUGCAGGGAGGGAGGAUGGAGCAGCCCUUGCGGGCCACUGAGGAGCGAGGAUGGCAGAGGGGGAGGCUGCCAUCUGUCAGAGACCGCUUCCUGGAGGAAGUGAGGCCGGGCAUGGACCUCAUCACAGUGUGGGAAGAGCACAGGACUGAGGGGAAGCCCCAGCCAGGGCCCAGGUGGAAGAGGAGGGCUGGCACCCCUGAGGUGGGCCCCUGGAACCCCAAGUGUGAGAGGGUUGUGUGUAGGGACUUUGUGGGAAGGGGACAGAAGUAGCCCUCAUUGUAUGCCAAAUAGGCCUCUGUACUGAGACCCUUCUGUACUUUUUCCUCAAAAUAAUCUAGUAGUUAAUUAUGCUGCUUAAUAUGCUAAUAGGCAAUGCAUUAUUUUGAGAUAAGUAUACUUUGAAUAGGUAAUAUAUGCACACAUGGUUCUAAAGUUUAAAAGGAUUAAAAAGGCAUACUAUGAAAAUUGUCCCUUAUACACAUGACUCCAGCACGUGACCCAGGCCUUUGUCCAAAAAGCUUUCCUUGCCAUUAGUUUUUCUUCCAGAAGGUUUUUGUUGCUUUAAAAGUUACAAAAGAAAAUCCAAAUGCAAAGAUUAAAAUAGGCAGUGUGUUUAAAUAAAAUGUAUUAUAAUACCAUAUUACCAUGACUCCCCCUCAAAACCCUUCCCCUCCUUUCAAACCCAUUUAUCCCACGCAUUCCUUACCACUUUCUGAGGCAGGUCUGGAGCUUUGUGAGUGUCUCUGAGGUGUGAUGGAGGAUUCGGUGAAUGCUGCUGCCACCUGCCAUCGAGCAGAAAGGUGGGCUCCUAAGAAUGUCAGUGUGUCCUCUUCCACCUCACUCAGCAGACCUACCCUUCUGGCUCUUCCCAAAGUCAAAAUGAUGGCAAAAGGGCAAUGUUUGGAAUGGAGCCAGGACACCAAGGCAGCCACAAUAGCUCAACUAAAGACUGAAGAAAAGGACUCCGGAGCCGCUGUAGAAAGUGGUCAGAAAAUAGAUUAAACACUUAAGGGUAUUUGAAGGAGGAUUGUAGGGGAAAGGGGUGUUAACUGCAACGUGUCUUUUACUAAAAGAAAUUCUUUUGUAACUUUCACAGAUACUUUAUCCAGCUCGUAGCCAUCCUCUGGCUACAAUGUUGCUUUUACCCACUUAAGGGCGCUCCUGAGGAUUGUGCCUUAUGGUCCACUCUCCCCAUGAUAUUUUGAGUUACAAGGGAUUCCACUGUAUGGAAGUACCAUCACUUAUGUUUCCUGGGUGGGUGGUUUCUUUCUGGUGUCUUGCUUACAGCCACAGUGAGUAACGUUUAUCAACUUUUACUGUGCUGUUUUGCCAGUGGCCAACAGAAUCCUAGAACUGGAACUGCUGGGUCAAAGCACUUGUAAAUUCAUAAGUGUGUAACUUAAUUAACAUGCUCUCUUUGGAGAUCAUACCCAUCAUUGGUGAUUGAGAAGAUGUUUCUUUCCUCCUCAUAAUCAUGUCAGUGCAGUGUGCUAUUAAAAUUUCCAGGCUUUUGUUUUGAGGCU